AUGCGUUUCAUCAAGCUUGCCACCGGCAUUUGCAUCAUUGCAGCCACCAGCUCUGCUGCUCAAUUGAGCCUUGGCCAGACCCAGUCUUACGAGCAGGUCUCCAACAUGACUGUCAGUGCCAUCGUCAAUGACUUCCGCUACAACGGCGAUGUCACCGUCCUCCGUGGCCUCAUCGACAUUGCCUUUGCUGCUUUGCAAUCCGAAGCUGCUAUGGUUGCAUCUUGCCUUCAGUCCAGCAGCACUUCCGCUGGUGCAGCCAGCCCACCUGCUACCUCACCUCCGACUUCCAGUUCCAUUCUCAACCCAGUCAUGCCCAACCCACCACCUCUCAGUGUCCCUGUGCCUGUACCAGCAGGUCUUCCGCCAGCACCUCCGGCCAGUCAGCCCGCCGUACCACCUGUUGCUCCACCUGCUGGUCAACCCACCGCAUCACCUGCCAGUCUACCUGCCAAUGCUGGUCCACCGGCUCCUCCAGCACCUCCAGCCCCUCCAGCCCCACCUGCACUUCCUUCAGGCAACGCACUACCUUCUAGCCCAUUGACCAGUCCAGGCAGCUCUGGCUUCUUGACCUCGAUCAUCCCCAACUCACAAUCGAACGUCAACGGAUCCAUGUCUCUCGGUCUUCCCAUCAGCAGCUCCAACAUCUCAGGUCUUCUAAACGGAGUCGGUCCUCUCAGUCCUCUUACUUCAGGAGGCAGCAACCCAAUCGGCGGACUCGUCUCUGGCGUUGGCGGUGCUGUGACUGGAGCUCUUGGUGGCGUUGCCAAUGGUCUUCCUACUCCCUUGGGUGGCGUCGUCUCAGGUGUCAACAGCGUUGUCGGUGGUGCCCUCUCAGGUGUCGGCGGUCUCGCAUCAGGUGUCGGCAACCUCGCUGGCGGUGUCCUCUCUGGCGUUGGAGGUGUCGUCUCAAAUGUUGGCGGUGCUGUCUCAAACGUUGGCGCAGGCGUCGGAGGUGCUGUUACUGGUGUUGGAGGCGCUGUCACUGGCGUGGUCGGCGGCGUUGCUGGAGCUCUACCUACACCCCUUGGCGGCGUUGUCUCUGGUGUCGCAAAUGCAGCUGGCGGUGCUGUCUCUGGGGCUGGAGCAGCCGUCUCAGGUGUCGCCGGCGGUCUUGGAGGAGCUGUGGGUGGUCUCCUCGGUGGUCUUCUUGGAGGUGGAGCCUUGCCAUCAUCUAUCACUGGUACACCCAGCCCAGUUUCUGGAGUCCUUGUCAGUGCUACCAACGGAGCCGUCGCCACUUGUACAGAUCUCGUCUGCCUUCAAGCAUCCCUUCCAGGACUCUUGGGUUUGAAUCUCGCUGCCGUUCCGACUGGAGGCUCAGGUGGAUCUGCACUCAACGUUGGUGUCAAGAUUCUCGGAGGUGGCAAUGCACCUGCUGCCGCACCAGCUGUCACUACAAACAUCAACGCCAUCAUCUCUGCCGCCAGUCAGGUCUCUUCGGUCGUUGGAGCCAGUCAAUGCAGCAACCUCAUCUGUCUUCAGGCUUCCCUUCCUGGUGUCAUCAGUCUGAGCGCUGGUGCCAUUCCAACAUCCGGUGCAAACCUCGGCAACCUUCUCGGUGUUGGUCUCAACCUCUUCGGUGGCGGUCAAGCACCCACUAUGGCCACUGUCUCUGCAGGCACAGGUUCGGCACUCGUCGCUGCUGUCACGACUUCAGUCUCAAUCACCCCUACAUCAGUGGCUGGACAACCUGCACCAACUGGAUCAUGGAUUCCUGUCACCUCAUGGAUGUACGUUGCUCCCGCUGGCCUGGGUGGUCUGCUCUGA
Molecule: messenger RNA, 1767 nt
Organism: Aureobasidium musti
Lineage: Eukaryota; Fungi; Ascomycota; Dothideomycetes; Dothideales; Saccotheciaceae
Source: the annotation of a GenBank genome assembly